GUGGAGAGCACACUGUUGCGGUGCGCAUACAGCCGGCCUAACGCAGUCCUUUUCAUCGAAGCAAUAAACCAAUCGGAGGUGCCACAUACACACAUACCACAUGGGACGGUGAAGUAAAAACAACAAUGAAGUGGACUCUACUGCUGUGGCUGUACGUGACACUGGCUCCAGCAUCUGCUCUGGCGGAGGAGAUACAGUUGAUGCCGACCGCUGCGAUACUGACGUCGACCACACCCCACAACGCUAAUGUUGAACGAGAUGAUUUUCUCAUCGAAGACCGACUUAACGGACCCUUAACGGAGUCCGCUAAAGAUAAUACUGAAACUCUUGAUACUGAAGAAGAAAUUCCAGAUACUGAAAACGAAAUUCCAGACAGUGAAAACGAAAUUCCAGACACUGAAAUCGAAAUUCCAGAUCCUGAACACGAAAUUCCAGAUACCGAAAACAUAAAUCCAGAUACUGAAAACGGAAUUCCAGGUAGUUCUGAAAACGGAACUCUAGGUAGUUCUGAAAACGGAACUCCAGGUAGUUCUGAAAACGGAACUCCAGGUAGUUCUGAAAACGGAACUCCAGGUAGUUCUGAAAACGGAACUCCAGGUAGUUCUGAAAACGGAAAUGAUGAAUCUGCAGAGAAACUGGAACUGGACCCCAUCGAGACCACACAUGGCCCUGUGCGAGGAGUCCGAAGCGAGUCCGUAGAUAUAAUUAGUUACUUUGAUAUACCUUACGGAAGAUUCAACAAUAGUUUUGAUGCUCCAACGACUCCAGAUUCUUGGGAAAAAACGCUGCAAAAUAUGGAACACACCGUCAGAUGUCCUCAACUGUAUGGAGACACUUUCGUGGGAGAUUCCAAUUGUUUGACCCUAAGCGUAUUCAGCCGUGAGAACGUCACCGAUGCCAGUGUGUUAUUUUAUAUUCACGAAAGCAAUUUUAAUACAGGAAGUGGAGAUUCUGCCAUUUACAUUCCCAAAGAUUUAGUCAAUAGGAACGUUACACUUGUGCUACCGAAUUAUCGUCUUGGUCCUCUUGGAUUUUUGUGUUUACGAAACAGCACUGCUCCUGGCAAUGCUGCUUUGAAAGAUCUGAUUCUGGCUUUGGAAUGGACAAAAAACAAUAUAAGGAAUUUUGGUGGCGAUCCAUCGAACAUAGCAAUUAGUGGCGAUGGCGCUUCGGCUGCAUUGGUCGGGUAUUUGGCACUAUCUCCGAAAACUAGAAACUUCACUAGCAAGGUCAUCGCCGAUAGCGGCUCGGCGCUGUCUCAUUGGGCCAUAGAUAGAAACCCACUUGAUACCGCAGAAAAUCUCGCAGAAUUAAUAAGAAAUAGUACCUCAGAGGAAAUCGGUGACGAUUUAUUCAAAAAUAUUGAUGUAGAAAAACUAAUUAAAUCUGCCAAGAACACUAAAUUUAGGCCAUGCAUUGAAGAAGCAGAAGAAGGGUCGUUUUUAACUGUGACGCCUUGGGAAACAUUGUCUACGCAAAAGAUUGAGAUAUCGUUUAUAAUAGGUACAGCGAACCACGCUGGUCUAUUGGAAGCAUUGGAACAUGACGAGGACAGCGUUUCAGAGUUAAAUGAGCAUUUUACGAAUUCCUUGCCAGAUGAUUUGAGUUUUCAGAGCACAUCAGAAAUGCAAAUCGUAGGAGUCACUCUCAAAGAACAAUACUUUGGCAACGAUGAAAUAAGCUUGAAGGAUACUGAGGCGCUUUCGUUGUAUUACACAGACGCCUCGUAUCUUGGGCCUAGUCUACGAGUGGCUAGGGCGUUGAUGAAUGCGGGUGCAAGCGUCUUUUUGUACGAGUUUUCUUUUGUUGGGGCUUUAAACAAGCAGCUGGUGUCGAUGGAGAACGCGCCGAGACACGGGGCGGUGCGGGGAGACAUCGUGGGGUACUUGUUCCCGGCCGCACUCGUUGGAGCUCGAAGCGAAGGGACAGAUGACCAGGAACAGCGCAUUGUCGAUAUGCUGGCAGAUUUGUGGGUCAGCUUUCUUCAAACUGGGCAGCCUUCGGCUGAAGGCGUGGAGUGGAAGCCGCUGAGCGCCGCCGAGGAGUUCCUGUCCAUCGGCAACGAGACCAGCCUGGCCUGCGGGCUUCACCCCGAGCGCCUGGACCUCUGGACCGAGAUCUACCGUCUGCACUUCGUGGACAGAAACGCUGCUAUUCCCUUUGGAUUUAGCAACUGUCUAAUUGCGGUUGCCCUUAUUUUGGGGAUGACGAACUUUUGUGUAGAGUAACUUUAUAGUUUGGUCGGUUGGUGGGGUGACAGAUUAAAUUCAAAAUCAAAUCUUACCCAUUUUUUUUAUAUUCAAAAGUUUUAGGGUUCCGUACAAAUUCCAAUUUUAACUUCCUCAAAAUGACUUGGUUAUUUUUCUGCAAUGAAAAUCAUCAGGACUGUAUUUUAUUAACUUAACGAAUUUGUUUUAAUCACUGUCCCAUCUCAUUGACCGACACGCAAGCCAUGUACAAAUCUAGUCAAUACGAGUAUUAGUGGUAUACUUUUAGUUCAAAUAUACAAUAUUUAACCUGC
This is a messenger RNA of Ostrinia nubilalis (European corn borer), 2521 nucleotides long. Its product is annotated as esterase B1-like. The transcript has 4 exons. NCBI's taxonomy places the organism in Eukaryota, Metazoa, Arthropoda, Insecta, Lepidoptera, Crambidae. The coding region runs from base 126 to 2228 and encodes 700 amino acids. The record is from RefSeq and is a predicted model, not a curated record.